GUUGUAGGUUGAAGCCGCAGAGGCUGUCGGGAAUCCCAGGAGGCGGCGACCCAGCUCCGAGCGGCGGCCCGGGGCUUGGCUUGGAGCAGGCACCGAUCGCCUCCCGGAGCUCCUCUCCUUCCCUACAGCGCUCUCCCGGCAGCGGCUCGCCGCCGCUGCCCCCGCCGCCGGCCGUCGUGGGGAGGCGGAAGAGCCUUCGGGAGCAUCUCCGACUCAGCUACCUCGGAUGGGGAUGUGGAGGCAGGAGGCGGAGCUACCUGGGCAGAGAAGGCCGAAGUUGAGAGCGAGAAGCGGAGCGCAGAACUCCGCAUUGGCGCUGCGGGUCCCCUGAGGCCUCCAGAGGAGCAGCCCUCGGCCCUGGAAAGCCGCGCGGCUUCCCGGUGAGGGGGGGGGGGAAACCUCGGAAGAGAGGCUCCCCUCGGGGGCUCUUCAGCCCGGUCUUGCAACUUUUCCCCGCUUUCUGCUCUUUUAACUCUCCUGCCUCGUGAAGGUGGCGGUGCGAAGAGCUCCUGCCUCCCCGGGGAAGAAGGGAAGGAUAAUGGUUGGCAGCCACAUCCCAGGGAUGAUCUUUGGCUCUUGGCUCUUCUUUUGAAGCUUUCCUUUCGCGGCAACCUCCCCCUCCCACCCCCCGAAAAGAGGAAUUCUAAGUGCAGGGGGAAGACGCGGAAACUGAAGAGACGGAAGAGAGGAGUGUCUUCUGGGGCCUCCGGGAGAACUGCAACAGCCUCUGCUACUUUCUUCUUUUUUGUUGUCGAAGUAAUGCCGUUGUGACCUUAAGUAAGAUUUCUACAUCCUGCACAAUUUGCCGGCCCAAAGACGCCGAGAAAGCACUCGGCCUUUUUGCACGUUACCUCUCGCCUUUGAAAAAGACUUGUUAGGUUGGAUGGUUGCUCUACCAUUUCAAAUGCUUUUGGAAAUGAAUGGGCAAACUUGCUGAAAAAAAUCUGAUAUCGUUGGGAAAAAAUUGGUCUGUGACAAAUCUCUUUUAUCAAAGAAGGUUUCCGGGAAUGGAUCCCUUUCUGGAUUUGCUGAAUUCAUUUUCAAGGGCCUUGUCGCCCGCGGAGCUUGAAGAUCUUAAAUUUCUUUGCCACAGCCACAUUGGUAAAAAAAAACUUCAGGAGGUGAGCCGUGGCAAUGAGCUCUUUGCGAUUCUCCUGGAACAGGAAAAAAUUGCCUCCAACGAUGUAGGGUUUUUGAGACAGCUGCUCAAAACCCUGAAAAGAGAAGAUCUAUUAACUCAACUGGAGCAGUAUGUCAAAACAGAAGAUGGUGAUCCAGGUCGUCAGCCAGAUGAUGAACAGAAAUAUAAACUGAAAAGAGCUUUUGAAAUCAUAUGUGAACAUGUUGGAAGGAACUGGAAAAUGCUCGCUCGAAAACUUGGAAUUUCAGAUGCCAAGAUGGAUAAGAUUAUAGCUGCUAAUCCCUACAAUUUGGAAGAACAAUUAAUGCAGUCGCUUGUAGAAUGGCAAAAAUCAAAAGGAAAGGAUGCGAAGGUGGAGGAUAUAAUAAAAGCUCUCAGGGACUGUCGAAUGAACCUAGCAGCAGAUUAUGUUGAAGAAGCUGUGAAAGAAGCUGAAACUCAGUAGGAUCAGUCAGAAGAGACUCUGUUGGCAUUGAAUUAAACAUUCACAAGAGAAAACUAGGGGUGCCACAUCUGGGCUGCAGACAUGAAUGAUCAUUAGAUGGCAGCAAAGUGACACAGAAAAUGUUUGACAUUUUGCUUUUACGUAAUAGUUUACAAAAUUUUUGUAGCCAAAUUUGCAAAGUUCUGCUUCAAUUAAAAGAUUUUCCUAAU
Crotalus tigris (Tiger rattlesnake) is the source of this 1795-nucleotide messenger RNA. RefSeq names its product Fas associated via death domain (gene FADD). The record is from RefSeq and is a predicted model, not a curated record. Lineage: Eukaryota; Metazoa; Chordata; Lepidosauria; Squamata; Viperidae. Gene Ontology annotation, biological process: signal transduction; regulation of apoptotic process. The transcript has 3 exons. Bases 921 to 1586 code for a protein of 221 amino acids. Gene Ontology annotation, molecular function: protein binding.